UUUGGCGUGACGGAAGAGAGUUUGUGUUGGCAACACUGUUGGAUGUAAACAUUGUGACAAAUGUCAAAUGAUAACAGUGAUUGAGGAGUCAUCAUGGCAGUGUCCUCAGGUGUCCCCAAGAUUCCAGACUAUGUAUUUGCUGAGAAAAUAGGUUCCGGAAACUAUGCUGAUGUGUACAAAGCAUUUAAAAAGGGAAAGACUCGGGAAGUAGUGGCCGUGAAGUGUGUGCUGCAGUCCAGUCUUUCUAAGUCUUCUCUCGAUAAUCUGGAAUCCGAGAUAAAAAUUCUCAAGAAGCUUAGACAUGAACACAUUGUACAAAUGCUGGAUUUUUUAUGGGAUGACAAGUAUGUAUACAUCAUCAUGGAGUACUGUAGUGGUGGGGACUUGUCCUCCUUUGUGAAGUCCAGGCAACGAUUGCCUGAGAGCGUGUGUCAAAGGUUCCUGCAGCAACUGGCGUCGGCCCUACAAUACAUGAGAGAACAAAAUGUAAGCCACCUGGAUCUUAAGCCCUCAAACAUUCUCCUGAAAUCAAGAAAACUUCAGGUGCUGAAAAUAGGGGAUUUUGGUCUUGCACAGCACAUGCCUGAAGAAGAUACUAACAGCACCAUCAAAGGAAGCCCUCUCUACAUGGCACCAGAGAUUGUCUUGAAGCGCCAGUAUGAUGCUAAGGUGGACCUGUGGUCAGUGGGCGUUAUCCUGUAUGAGUGUCUAUUUGGGAAAGCUCCUUAUUCAUCCAGGACAAUGGACGAAUUGAUUGAAAAAAUAAAAAAGGACAAGCCAAUUGAAGUUCCUUAUGGAACAAAUAUAACACCUGAAUGUAGAGACUUGUUGGUAAAAUGUCUGGAGAGGGAUGUGAGCAAGAGAAUAGAUUUUGAACCUUUUUUCUCUCAUCCAUUUGUGGACCUUGAACACAAGCCUGGGCCAGAGAGUAUGCAAAAAGCAACUGAACUGCUCAAAACGGCUGUGAACUUAGAUGAAUGUAAAGAGUAUGAACCAGCUUACAGGAACUACUGUCAUGCACUGCAAUACCUGGUUCCUCUUCUUCACAAUGAAAGUGAUGCCAGCAAAAGGGUAGCCUUGAGGCGGAAGAUCACUGAGUACAUGGGGAGAACAGAAGAAUUAAAGAAGGUUGUUAACAAUGAGAGUGAGAGUAAUUUAAGUAUUCCAAAUAUUUCCCAUCAAGAAUCUGUAAAGGUCAAUGAGUACAGAGGAAAUCGUGAAGAGUUGCUGAGAUUGACAGCAACAACACCUCAGAUACAAACAGCAAUAGAAAUUGCUGCAUCAGGAGAGUUGUAUGCUAGAGAAGGUAAUUAUUCUCUAGCCUUUGAGAAAUAUCAGCUUGCUCUUGGUAGACUUCUGGAACUGAUGCAAAAUGAACCUAAGGGACGCAGGAAAGACCUGCUGAGGGAGGAGGUGAUGCGAUGGAUGUCACAAGCAGAAUACCUGAAAGAAAUGUUAAAUGAUGCACCAACACAAGAGAGUGUGGGACCUGAACUAUUUGCAACAGCAGAUGAAAAAAACUGUGUUCUUCAAUAAGUGUCAAUAGGUAUGAUUUUUAAUCUAAAUUACCACUUUCUUUAUUUUCUUUUACCUCAUACGUAUCUUCAAUAUGACAAUUAUAAAACCUAUAGAGGAUGAAAUUAUUUAGGUAUAUUUUUCACUUUGCAGCAAGAAAUCAUACAAAAAAAUUUAGUGCCAUUUGUUCAGCAACUGUUGGUUAAAAGAUAUUAGUUUUUGCCGAUGAGGUUCACUCUAUGUUGUGCCUUAGGCAGUGGAACACUUUCUCCUUUUGCCUUUCCUUUAAGGAUGUUUUUGUUUUAGUUUAUUUUCAUUCUUGACUAGCAUUAAUUUAUUUCCCAGAGGGAGAAAGGUACUGUCAUUUUCACUCAAAUGAAAAAUGAACAUAAGAGGUCUAUGUUGAAAAUUUUCAUGUGGAAUUUCACAUAUUGUUAAUAGAUAUUAGAUGAAAGUAAGUUGCCACUUUGAUCUUGUGAUGUUUUUUUAUUGUUAUUAUGUCCAUGGGUAAGGAUCAGUAGAAUAACAUUCCCCAUAGUGCUAGUAUCUGCCUUAUCAUAAAGCAAGAUUAGCUAUGCAAGUUUUGUAAGUUACACAGCACAAGAUAUUCCUGUAUGCAAAAAGACACCGACCAAGGGCUACUGAAAUUAGUAAAAUGCACGAUUGCUCCUCCAAAAAGUUAAUAGGAAAAGUUCCAGUUGAGGUGGGCAAUUAUGGAGGUGUCAACAUGCCUCUCUUGAAAUACAAAAUCAGGCAGAAAAUUAACUAAUUCUUGCAUUAAUAAAAUGAACAUAACAAGGUGAGUUGUUGGGACAUACUGUAAAAAUUUUGAAUUGUACUUGCAUGAUGACCUAUCAUAUGAGUGGUGUUGUGAUGGAAUUAAGUGAACAUAUGUAUAUAAAGACUAAAUACAUUAAUGUAUCUUCUUUGGUGAAUUGGUUGUACAUGAAUCUAUCUCCUCACAGUGGUUAUCGCUGAAUAAUGUUAGAAUAAAAAAAAAAAAGCGAAUAUGGGUUAAUACACUACUUAAUACAAGUUUGAGAUGGUACUUCAUUUUUAAGAAUUACAUGCUUGUGCCUUGUUAAGUGUCUUAUAUUGCUUAAUGAGAACUGUUUUUGUAUUGUUAUUAUGUAAAUAUACUUACUCCAGAGUGCUUAGAUUUGUAUAUUGUGGAAUGGACUUGAUGUAAGUGUAUGUAUACAAUGUACUCUACUACAUUCAUGUUUGGCUCAUUUAUUUACUAUAGUCUGUCAAAAAAAGAGUAGCUAUCACUCAUAAUCUUACUGUAGACUUGUUUUCAUUGUAUAUAUUUAAAGAAUAUUUUGUUUUGAAAUAUACAAUUAUUAUGAUUAUGUUUCAUUAUUAAUUAUGAUGCAAUAUAAUGCCUGUUUCAUACUACUAGUAAAUUUUCAUUUUGUCUGACCUGUAAUCACAUGAUUCAGCCCAUAGGAAUUGCAGGACCACUGUAUGUAUACUGAUAUAAGCUAAAACAUAGCAAGAUGUGGCUGUGGUAGUUCUUUAAACUAUUGGCAGAGUGGGAUCAAGAUUGUGAAUAAAGAACUGAGAAAUGAAUGGGACUUUACUGCAUUAGUAAUUUUUUGGAAAUAGAUAAAUCAAGAUGUUCUGAACUAGUUGGCAGGAUAUAGUGAAAUUAGAGAAUGAAAAUGGUGAGAAGUAUAAUGGUAUAAAGAGCUAGCAAAAAAUUAGAUGGAACAAAAUGAUGCAAUACUAUACUGUAACAAAAUUUAAGAUCUGAUAGCUGUCUGAGUUCUUGCAUCAUGGAGGAUGGACAUUUGGUAUAGAAGGCUGAUAUGCAUUUACAAAUAGCAUUUACAAGUGCAGACAGGUAAAUUUAAAUGGAGCAAGUGAAAUGAUGAGAGCAGCUAAUGGACGGGAUCAAAUGAAGACAGUCUGGCUGGUGCAAUUUUCUGCUGUUAAAAAAAUGUAUAAAUAAAAUUGGAUAUGUAACUGAGGGCAUAACUUGUAGGCAUGAGUACUUUAAACAUAUAACAUUAUAAGUAGGUAGUUAUUAAAUGUAUAUAUACAUGUUUUU
Messenger RNA from Scylla paramamosain (green mud crab), 3568 nucleotides. RefSeq names its product serine/threonine-protein kinase ULK3-like (gene Aduk). Gene Ontology annotation, molecular function: protein serine/threonine kinase activity; ATP binding. Gene Ontology annotation, biological process: peptidyl-serine phosphorylation; regulation of autophagy; reticulophagy. The transcript is spliced from 2 exons. Gene Ontology annotation, cellular component: phagophore assembly site membrane; cytosol; autophagosome. NCBI's taxonomy places the organism in Eukaryota, Metazoa, Arthropoda, Malacostraca, Decapoda, Portunidae. The coding region runs from base 94 to 1536 and encodes 480 amino acids. The record is from RefSeq and is a predicted model, not a curated record.